This is a messenger RNA of Closterium sp. NIES-67, 936 nucleotides long. NCBI's taxonomy places the organism in Eukaryota, Viridiplantae, Streptophyta, Zygnematophyceae, Desmidiales, Closteriaceae. The record is from the annotation of a GenBank genome assembly.
UAUGGCUCACCAGUUUUCCAUGGGCUUUGCUUGCUUGAACACACCUGAACACACCUGUGUUUCUCCAUGUUGGCUUGCUUGAAUUUCUGGACGUAGUCCACGAGUAGUAGUGAAGCACGUAGUUUGGGAACUACUGUUUUGUCUACGAAGUCAGCUUGCAGACGGUCAGCUUAGUUUGGUUUCAUACAAGCGACUACUGAAAGCGAGGCUUACGAGUCCUGAGAGGUGGUUCUUUAGCGGUUUUCCUGCUAGCUAGACGGAAGCCGAAGAGGUCGCAGACGUUGCCUCAGAAUUACAAUACGCUCGCGGAAGCUGGUGUCGCUUACGUUUUAGCAGACCCUCACACGUUGCCGUCAUGGUCCGAAGCGGGGGUUCGUUUGGCGAUAUCGAAGCUGGAGGAGGAGGGGGCUUGAGGUCCACAGCGUAUGCAUCCGAGCAGAGCAACGAGGAAGCGUUAAGCCAACUGGAGGAGAGGGCUAGGCUUAUAAAAGAGUUGACUAAAGACAUUCAUGGCGAGGUUCAAUCACAGAAUCGUUUUCUGGAUGGCAUGGGUCUGGAGAUGGAUACUGCUCGAAGAAUGCUUGCAGGAACGGUGGAUCGUUUUACCAAAGUGUUCAGUUCAAAGCAGAAUCGUGGCGUGGCAGCAGUAGUGGUGUCAUGCGUAACACUCUUCUUCAUCCUCUACUUCUUCACCAAGCAAUGACAACCCUGGGUCCAGAAUGCAUAACUGUACUUACCCCUUCAACCCUAGAUUACAGUGUCACUUACCCUUUCUUAUUUGGAAUGGAACACAUAAAACCGCUGUCAGUGUAGUUCUAUGUAAUGGUCUUACGCAACAAAUUGCUUUCAAAGUUUUGCUCGCUGCAUAGAAGCUUGGCUUUAUGAUUUAUUAUCUGAAACUAGGAGCGUUUGUACUAAUGAAAUGUGAAUGUUUGA